Molecule: messenger RNA, 483 nt
Organism: Helobdella robusta
Lineage: Eukaryota; Metazoa; Annelida; Clitellata; Rhynchobdellida; Glossiphoniidae
Exons: 3
Molecular function (GO): calcium ion binding
Source: RefSeq, a predicted model, not a curated record
GAUAUGCGAAUAGCUUUCGCAACGUUUGAUCACGAUGGAGAUGGCUUGAUCAGCACGUCGGAGACUCAGUUCACGAUGGCCUCCAUUGGAUUCAAACCAAAACCAGAAGAUGUUGCUCAAAUAUUCAAGGCAGUCGAUAAAAAUGGAGAUGGUUUUUUGAGUUUUGAAGAAUUUAAGGAAGCCAUGCUGAAUUACGAGGAGCUGACGGAGAAGAAGUUCAUGAAAGAAGCUUUCAAAAUAUUUGACAAAGAUAAGGAUGGCUUUCUAAGCGAAAAAGACCUGAGGUUCACCAUGUGGCACCUUGGAUUGGAAUUGAGUCAUGAGGAUGCGCAGGCGAUGCUGAAAGCACUUGGCAUCAAACCCGGGGAAAAGAUUUCCUUUGACGGUUGGCCAAUUUGUUCAACCGACGGCGACGAAUUCAUUUGUUUCGUCUGUUGUAUUGCGUGUGCGUGUGUAUGUGCAUAUGCAAGAGUACAUGGUUAA